Astyanax mexicanus (Mexican tetra) is the source of this 1150-nucleotide messenger RNA. Its product is annotated as trace amine-associated receptor 6-like. The transcript has a single exon. Gene Ontology annotation, biological process: G protein-coupled receptor signaling pathway. Gene Ontology annotation, molecular function: trace-amine receptor activity. Gene Ontology annotation, cellular component: membrane. NCBI's taxonomy places the organism in Eukaryota, Metazoa, Chordata, Actinopteri, Characiformes, Acestrorhamphidae. The record is from RefSeq and is a predicted model, not a curated record. Bases 64 to 1095 code for a protein of 343 amino acids.
ACAUUGUUACUGGAUACCCAUCUGGAUCAGUUGCAGUACAAUAGGCAGAUCUGUAUCUACCAGAUGGAUGUUUUAGACCAGCAAAAUUUGACAGUUGAAUACUGCUUUCCUGACAACAACUUAUCUUGCACAAAGCAGGUCCAUACAGGCCCUGCUUAUACACUGUUAUUCAUUUUCCUCUCGUUUGUAUGUUUAUGUGCCGUGUUUUUUAAUCUGCUAGUGAUUAUCUCCAUCUCUCACUUCAAGCAGCUUCACUCUCCAACCAACCUGCUCAUCCUCUCUCUGGCUUUGGCAGAUCUUCUUGUAGGAAUAUUUGUUAUGCCUAUAAAUAUAAUGCAAUUAAGUGAUUCCUGCUGGUAUCUUGGGAAAAUUGUAUGCUGUCUUUUUCCAGUAAUCAGUAGCGUGUCUUUAUCAGCAUCUCUCUAUAGCAUGGCUUUUAUUGCAGUUGAUCGGUACAUUGCUAUCUGUUACCCUCUGCUUUAUUCUGCUAGAGUCACAGUGUGCAGAACCAAACUGGCCCUCAUUUUAGGCUGGUCAUUUGCUGCAUUCUAUAUAGCUAUCAUUUACUAUUUUAGUGACCAUCUUUUUCCAUCUCAGAUAUCUUUUAAGUGUUAUGGGGAGUGCGUGAUCAUAGUUAAAUAUUCCUGGAUGAUUGUUGAUCUAGUGUUUUCAUUUAUCUGCCCGUGCUUUAUUAUAGUGAUCUUAUAUUCACUUAUUUUUAAAGCAGCAGUACGCCAGGCUAAAGCUGUCAGAGCUGUAGUGAAUGCUGCCUCCCAAAGAAAAAAAGUCAAAGUGUCAAACUCCUCUGAAACCAAAGCAGCAAAAAAACUAGGCAGUAUAAUCUGCAUUUAUCUUGUUUGCUGGAUACCGUUUUAUUUUUCUUGUCUGUCAGUUGAAAGCUUGACCUCUUUAUCAAUGGUGUGGACUGUAUUUACCUGGUUAAUCUACAUAAAUUCCUCUGUGAACCCAUUAUUGUAUGCUAUAUUCUAUCCGUGGUUCCGAGCAUCAGUGAAGUUUAUUGUUACUUGUAAAAUACUUGAAUCCUCAUCUUCAAGGCUUAAUUUGUAUAAAGAGCAUUCUCUGCCUAAUGCUUGAUUCCACUUCAUUAUUGUUAUUUACCUCCAUGGACACAAUGUAUACUGCAUUUUAA